Messenger RNA from Cucurbita maxima (winter squash), 1617 nucleotides. Its product is annotated as putative pentatricopeptide repeat-containing protein At3g23330. Gene Ontology annotation, biological process: RNA modification. The record is from RefSeq and is a predicted model, not a curated record. Gene Ontology annotation, molecular function: protein binding; RNA binding. The coding region runs from base 751 to 1386 and encodes 211 amino acids. NCBI's taxonomy places the organism in Eukaryota, Viridiplantae, Streptophyta, Magnoliopsida, Cucurbitales, Cucurbitaceae. The transcript is spliced from 2 exons.
AUAAAUAAAAUAAAAUAAAAUAAGGUUUUAUCUAAAAUAAUAAUUCACACAGAAAUCACAUCCCUAUCACGUGCAAUGCGUUGUGGUGUCUAUAAAUAACAGCCGAUUAUAAAUUUUUGGCAAUCGCUAGACGUCAAUUGGCGCGCUGGAGAGAUCUCUGUGUGAUCUCUUCGACGCGGGAGAGCCAAUUUCUCAGCCAUGUCGGCCAAGCGGUGAGUUAUUUCCUUAGGGUUAUGGAAAAAUUUAGCGUUGUAUUACUAUUUCAUCUCGGCUGUGGUACCAUCGUUGUCUAUGCUAUGAUUUAUAAUCUUCCUUUUUUUUUUACCGAUUUAAAUCGCGGUAUGGAGAAUCGGUCUUUGUAGGAGGGAAAGCAAAGGCUCUGAAGCAUCCCACGGUUGAUAAGAAAAAUUACGACGAGCUUGCUCAGCUCUUUCUGCCAUGGAAGAGGGAAAGAAGAUUCACAAAUGUAGGAUUUAUCAUCCUGACAGAUUGUUGAUUGUAGAGACUUCAAUGACAUCAAAUAGACUUUAACAUGAUGUCUUACGUACUGGGUUGGAGACUGAUGUGUUUGUUGGUGCGGCCCUAACUGAUAAGUAUGCUGAAUUCAAUUGUGUAGAGACUGCUCGAUAGGUGUUUAAAAAAAUUGUUGAGGGAUGUUGUGUUGGAACACUAUGCUUGCAGCUUAUUCUCAAAAUGGGCAAUCAGAUGAUUCACUUGCUAUUUGCAAGGUGAUGGCGUUUGUUGGGUGGGAUGGAGAUGUAUUCCUUACUCAUAAACCCAGGGUCAUUCCCUAAAUUAGCCAAUGCGGGACUCCCUUCCAACAAUCUUCAACCGGAGAUACUUGUCGUCCCCAUCUCAACUUUAUCCGACAGAUUCUUUCUUCCUCAAAGGAAGGAGCUUCAUGUUUACUGUUGGAGACAUGGAUUUGAAUCGAAUGACAAGGUGAAAACUUCAUUGGUGGAUAUGUAUGCCAACAAUGGCUCUAUAAAUGUUGCUAGGAGUUUGUUUGAGAUGUUGGAGGGAAAGAGGAUAGUCUCUUGGAAGAAUGCCAUGCUCACUGGGUGUGCAAUGCAUGGCCAUGCGAAUGAAGCUUUGGACUCGUUUGAGCAGUUGAAUGGAAAAGCUCUACCUGAUCUUAUAACUUUUGUUGGAGUUCUCGUUGCUUGCACAGCCGUAGGGCUGCUUGAUGAAUGGAAAAAGUACUUCAGAUCAAUGGUAAGUAGACAAUUGAUCAGUCUCUACGCUUGUAUGAUUGAUCUCCUUGGUCAUUGUGGUCACUUGGAAGAAGUUUACAAUCACAUUAUGGAAAUGAUUAGAGCCAGAUGCUGGCAUCUACGGUCUGUUGCUUCACUCGUUCAAAAUACAUGGCAAUGUGGAGAUGGGUGAGCUAGCAUUAGAGAAGCUGAUUGAGCUUGAAUCCGAUGAUGACAGAAACUAUAUGGUUUUAUCGAAUAUGUACACGCUCAAGCAGGUAAAUGGGAAGGAGUUGCAAGACUAAGGGAUCUCAUGAUGUGUAAAGGAUUGUAGAAAAGUAUUACUUGUAGUUGGAUAGAAGUGAGAAACAAAGUUCAUGCCUAGGGAAGUAAUCUAUGACGAGUUAAAAUGGAUAGGGAAGUA